AUACGGACGCUUCGAAGUAGCCGAUUCUACGGGGAAUAGAUGGCGUGUUGGUGCAUAUACACUGAAUAGAAAACAACACUGCAUUAUGUCUAACCCAUUCAACUGGAUAGAUAUUGUGGUGCUUGUCUUGUACUUUUCUUUGGUCCUAGCUGUAGGAGUCGUCUCAAUGUGCCGCAAGAACAGAGAGAGCGUGAAGGGAUACUUUCUGGCGGGAAGAACUAUGGUGUGGUUUCCGAUUGGAGCUUCACUGUUUGCGAGCAACAUUGGCAGUGAGCACUUCGUGGGCCUGGCAGGAAGCGGAGCGGCCUCUGGCAUAGCUGUCGUCGCCUUUGAGUGGGGUGCUGUGUUGCUUCUCCUGCUCCUGGGAUGGGUCUUCUUACCGAUCUAUCUCUCUACCGGGAUAUUUACUAUUCCUGAAUAUCUCCAGAAACGGUUUGGUGGCAACAGAUUACGUCCCUAUCUGAGCGUGCUGGCGCUGAUUCUGUAUGUCAUUACGAAGUGUUCGGUAGACAUCUACGCCGGUGCCGUAUUCAUUCAACAGGCAGCGGGAUGGAACAUCUAUCUGUCCAUUGUCCCACUGCUGGCCGUUACCGCUCUCUACACAGUUGUCGGGGGUCUGGCUGCGGUCGUGUUCACGGACACCCUUCAAACUAUAGUGAUGUUAAUCGGAGCCGUGACACUGGCGAUCAUGGCUUUCGUCCAAGUGGGAGGGAUUGACGGCCUGUACUCCAAAUACUUCUAUGCUAUACCUGAAACCAAUGUUACGAGGAACAACACGUGCGGGAUGCCUCGCGCGGACGCCUUUCAUAUCUUCCGGGACCCCGUGAACGCCGACUUGCCAUGGCCAGGGAUUGUCAUCAGGUCCACCGUUGCUUCGCUGUGGGCGUGGUGUGCCGACCAGGUUUUAGUCCAGAGAGCCCUAGCUGCCAAGAACAUGGCCCACGCCAAGGGUGCCACAGUGUUUGCAGGCUACCUGAAGAUACUACCGCUGUUCCUGAUCAUUUUCCCCGGCAUGAUCAGCAGGAUCCUCUAUACAUCUGAAGUGGCUUGCGCAGACCCCGCCACGUGUUUCGAGGUGUGUGGGAACGAGGCUGGAUGUUCCAACAUUGCAUACCCAAAGCUCAUCCUCACCCUUGCACCCAUUGGUCUGCGUGGCUUGAUGAUGGCGGUGAUGCUUGCGGCGUUGAUGAGCUCGUUGACGUCGGUGUUCAACAGUGCCGGUACAGUGUUCACUAUGGACCUAUGGAGGAAGGCGAGGCCAGCGGCUAAAGAAAGGGAGCUUCUCAUCGUCGGCAGGGCGUUUAUUCUGGUGCUUGUUGCUGUGAGUCUGGGCUGGAUUCCGCUCAUCAUGUCUUCCCAGGAAGGACAACUCUUCCUCUACAUCCAGGCUGUCAAUGGCUACAUAGCGCCACCUAUCUGUGCCCUCUUUAUCCUCGCUAUAUUUGUACCGAGAAUUAAUGAAAAGGGUGCGUUUUGGGGCGUAGCAGUAGGACAAGUUGUUGGGAUCUGUCGCCUCGUGCUGGACUUCGUGUAUCCCUCUCCUGGAUGCGGCAACGUGGACAACAGGCCCAGUGUCGUCUCCAAGGUGCAUUUCACGUAUUUCUCAGGGAUUGUCCUCUGCGUGACCACCAUUGUUGCCAUUACGGUCAGCCUGAUGACGGAGAAGCCGGACCGGACAUUUACUGACGGAUUAACGUACUGGAGUAUUCGUAAAAAGAUCCGCCAUGACAACGCUACAUACAGGGUGAAGGAACAAAAGAAGUCCGAGAAGGGUAUGAUCCAGAAUGAUGACUCGAACACGACGGCGGCUCUUGACGUCAAGCUGGAAAACGGCACUGACGAGAACAACGUGAUUGACCUGAUACAAGAGAAAUUCAGUCUUAGAAUUUCAGAAAAGUUAAAUCUGUUCCUCGACAUUAAUGGUGUUGUGCUUCUCUGUGUGUUUGCAUUUUUAUAUGGAUAUUAUGGAUAGCUGCGGACACGUCCAGUCCUUGUUCUGAAACAUUAAGAAAAUACUGUCUUGUCAAAUCAGUAUAUCGAUUAUCUCGAUAAUGCCGAAUAUAAAAAAUUGAAAACAGAUUUUUUACUUCGGGUCAUAACCACAUGAUUCGUACAAGACUUAAUGAAUUGAAUGAGAAACUAUGUUGGAAACAAUGAAGGGGCCGCAUACACCCUACUUUGGUUGAAACAAGGAAUGAUUUAUUUUAAUAGAAUUAUUUACCACUGUUAUUCUCUAAGUGGGGCCAUUACUUUGGGUUCAGUGUGCAUCUCUUUAUAUUCGAGGUGUCUGUGUAUGAAUAUUCAGAAAGGCAUUGAAACGAUAUACGCACAAUACUCUUCUGUUUGGUACUGUGAAAACGUCCUUUCAACAUAAGGGUUGUCAGUAGUGCGGGGGUGGGGGUAGAUUGGGGAAGAUCCAUGCUUCUUAUUCCUUAAAAUUGAAUGUAUCAGGUUGAUUAACCAAAGUUGAUGGCUUUUAAAAUAUUUGAACCUUCUAAGUAGAUUUUAUCCCCAAUUCAACCAUGACAAUAUAAACCAUUUGAUGAUAAUAGGUAUAAAUCUUCGUGUUUCCUUCCAUACACUCCGACCAUAUUCUUUCCAAGUAUGACAUCAGUCGUGAAGUUUGGCCGUUCACCUUAGAUUUUCCAAAAUGAUACCAAAGAGUUCUGUUGCCAUGGCCUUAGUUAUACCAUAAUUCUGUAAAGAAAAGGUCAUAUAGUGUGAAACAAGUACAUCAACGUUGGUGUAUGUGUAUGUUUACAGGGUAUAUACGGUACGUGUAACAUUUUACUUGAUAAUCAUCUUCAAUUAGUUUAUGUCUCCCGUUACCGUCGGUUCAAAUGUGGUUGAACGUUAAAAGAAGUACGUUUGGGAGAAUUACCGGUGAUUUGUUGUAUUGAAAAUGUCAGCACGGAGCAGGUGUUCUCGUAUUUGAGGACGACAUUACUCAUUGUGUCGUGUCAACGUUAGUAGCUGGUGUUUCUUAGGGGAACAUACAAGAUGUCGUCACAACAACUGUUCCCUACUUUAUUUCCAACUGUUCCCUACUUUAUUUCAUACAGUAUACGUUAUAUAAUUAAAUAUCAAUAUAUGCAGUCACGGGGUCACAAAUAACCAGACAAUGUUUAAACUAUGAUGACAAAUGUAUGUGAUUGUGAUUUUUUCCAGGUAUUACAAAUAGAAACAUCAUAUAAUUUUGUAAAUGUACAGGUUUAAAACGCAACAACAGUAGCAUAAAAUGAUGCCCAGAAUCACUUUUCCAUUAUACAGAAGGGUAUGCAGUAAUACUUGAUCUUUGUACACAGAGUAUUUUGUAUCGAUAUCUUGUAGCAAUAAACGCUGUACCUUAUUGUACAGCAAAAGAAA
Messenger RNA from Haliotis rubra (blacklip abalone), 3366 nucleotides. RefSeq names its product sodium/myo-inositol cotransporter 2-like. NCBI's taxonomy places the organism in Eukaryota, Metazoa, Mollusca, Gastropoda, Lepetellida, Haliotidae. The record is from RefSeq and is a predicted model, not a curated record. Gene Ontology annotation, cellular component: plasma membrane. The coding region runs from base 86 to 1972 and encodes 628 amino acids. Gene Ontology annotation, molecular function: D-glucose:sodium symporter activity. Gene Ontology annotation, biological process: transmembrane transport. The transcript is spliced from 15 exons.